Messenger RNA from Linum trigynum, 2848 nucleotides. Lineage: Eukaryota; Viridiplantae; Streptophyta; Magnoliopsida; Malpighiales; Linaceae. The record is from the annotation of a GenBank genome assembly.
CUCGACCCUAUACAAGACAAACAUAAGCCAGAUGGUGACAAGAACAACCUCUUGUGUUAUGGCCAAAGCAGCCAUGGAGGAAAGAGAAAAAAGGGAAUAGAAUGGGUCUCCUCAAGAUGUAACCUUUUUUUAGACCAUCACUGCCCAUUCUGUAGCAAAACCCAAUAAAACCCAAAGCCAUCUCACUCCCCUGCCUCUUCCUCUCCCUCUCCUCUGUCAGACAUAUCAUGCCUGACCUAGCACAUCAAGAUUGAAGCUUUUGCGACGGAGCUUUCUCUGGGUUUUUGACGAAAUCUAAAACCCAGUUGGGAUUUGACUGAAGCCAGUGCUGAUUUGAAGCUGCCUGCCACUGGCAGGAGAGAACCAGUGAACUUCCUGGUAAUUCUCUCUUUCACAACUUCAAGUAUCUCAAUUCUUCCACACCGUCUUCGCUUGAUUUGCAGUUCUUGCCGAAGAAUAAUGUUUUGUUUAUGUUAGCUUCAUCGUUUUCUCGCAUCUGCAAUCCACUGUAAGUGGUCUUCGAACAAGUUUUGUGUUCACUGAAAACCUAGGGAGACGCUUGUAAACUUCGGUAUUUGCCUUAUUGGACAUGUGUUGAUCGAAAGAAAAGCAUCACCAGCUAUAAUCUCUAGACAACUUUGGAUCAUGACAUGUUAGAAAACGCUGGAGAUGUACUUUUCUGGUUAAAAGAAAGAUAAAACGCUGAUGAGAAAAUGCUGCCUGAUUAGCAUUUGGUGUCUAUUGGCACGGGUCUGCCCAAGUGUUUGUUUUUACCGUUUAUGUCUUGUUUUGCGAUGACUACAAAGUGAGCAAUCAGCAACUAAGUAAUUUUCCUCUCUAAUCAAAUCGCCAUAAGGGCUAUGAAUCUCCGCAUCAAAUUGUUCUUGUCAAUGACUGCUAAGAAUGCAUCAUCGAAAGGGACAACAAAAACUAGUUGGAUUGAUCUCCCGCCUUGGAAUUAUUGAUUUCUUCUGCCAAUCUCUUGCAUUUGUUUUUAUCUUUAUUAGCCGUACUUUGUUCUCAUAUUUGGACGGAUUGCUGAUUAUACCAAUGCCUCGAAUCGGGGCGGUUUCAGGGUGAUGAGUUUGGCUCUCAAUAUCAAUUGUUGAUGGCAGGAAACGUUCAAGAAGACAGAUCCUCUGUCACUUCAUCUCCCCUUCCGUUAUUUCCCUGGAUGUCACUAUCUCCAGGACUUGGAUCCCCAUUCCCAUGGUUGAGAGACCUACAACCGGAAGAGAGGGGGUUGUGUCUCAUUCAGCUCCUUCAUGCUUGUGCAAACCAUGUGGCUGCAGGGAGUGUCGAGAAUGCAAAUGUUGGCCUUGGCCAUAUCUCCCACCUUGCCUCUCCUGAUGGUGAUACUAUGCAAAGGAUUGCUGCUUACUUCACCGAGGCGCUUGCUGACCGGAUGCUCAAAGUCUGGCCUGGUUUGUACAAAGCUCUCAAUUCCACGAAAACCCGUUCACCCUCUGAAGAAAUUAUUGUCCAGAAGCUCUUCUUCGAGCUUUGCCCCUUUUUGAAGCUCUCAUAUGUCAUAACAAACCAGGCUAUUGUGGAGGCGAUGGAAGGUGAGAAAAUGAUACAUAUUAUAGAUUUGCACUCAUUUGAGCCUGCUCAGUGGAUUGAGCUACUCCGGACAUUAAGCGCACGGCCUGAAGGUCCACCUCAUUUGAGAAUCACAGGUAUUCAUGAGCAGAAAGAGGUGUUGGACCAGAUGGGAGCUCGAUUAGUCGAAGAAGCUGAAAAGCUAGACAUCCCAUUUCAGUUCAACUCCAUAGUGAGCAAGCUUGAGAAUCUCGAUCUUGAACGCUUGCGUGUGAAGACGGGAGAAGCUCUUGCAGUCAGUUCUGUUCUUCAGUUGCAUUCUCUCUUGGCAACUGAUGAGGCUGAGGUGGUUGGAAGAGUUUCUCCUUCAGCACCGGCUUCUAAGAGUGCUAGUCAUAAUAACCACAUUCAAAAGUUCAUGCAAAUGAACCAACACCAGAAGACUUUAGGGGAGUGGCUUGAGAAAGAUGUGGUUCAUUAUCAUUGUUCGAGUCCCGAUUCAGCACUAUCCCCACUAUCACUGGCUCCAUCCCCAAACAUGGGAACCUUCUUGGGUGCAUUUUGGGCUCUUUCACCCAAGAUCAUGGUGGUGACCGAGCAGGAGUCCGACCAUAAUGGCUAUUCAUUAACAGAAAGGGUGUCUGAAGCUAUGAACUUCUAUGCUGCUCUCUUUGAUUGUUUGGAGUCAUCUACUGAUCCCAGAGCUUCAUUAGAGAGACAAAAGGUCGAGAAGAUGUUAUUCGGUAAGGAAAUCAAGAACAUAAUUGCUUGUGAAGGGAACGAGCGAAGGGAAAGACAUGAGAAGUUGGAGAAAUGGAUCCUGCGGCUUGAGUUAGCCGGGUUUGGGAGAGUUCCUCUGAGUUAUGAUGGGAUGUGGCAAGCAAACAGAUUACUGCAGAGUUAUAACUAUGGAGGGUAUAAGAUCAAAGACAAGAAAGGAUGCUUGCUCAUUUGCUGGCACGACAGACCUCUGUACUCCAUCUCGGCUUGGAGACAUAGGAGGCAAUAGUAAAAAGAGCCAACUUCAACACCUUCAAUAAGUUUUUCUUUCUUAGAUUUCCAUUAUCUCUUUUUGGAUUUCUGUAGCUUUUGAUUUUAAUGUUUCUCUGUACAAACGAUGGUUUUCUCCAUCUUGCCAUCUGCAUAGUGUUACUCCUGUAUGAUCUGAGUGGGUUCCUUCAUCUAACCUCUUCGACCAUUUUUGGUGUGUUCCUUGUUUUGUCCAUCUAUCAAUUUCUUUCUUAAGGUUUUUGCUCCCCUCCAUCUGCAUGUAUCAAUCCAACAGAAAUGAAAAAAAGUUGAGGCU